GUCAACAGCAACGGCAGCUGCAGCCCUACACUCAGCCCACAGCAGUAUGGACACCAGAUCCAUGUGAAGGAGGAGCCCACUGAGGUUGAGGAGGACAGACGCUCCGUGUCGCUCAUGGCAACUAUCACUCAUGGCAACAUGGCAUUGCCUAGCGAUCGAGAUGACCGAGAUUUGGAGGAUGAGCUUCCAACCGACGAGCUGGAGUAGGAUUGGAAGAGCUUAACCAGUGGGCGGGACUUUGAGGUUUAAUCCCGCCCCCUCCAUUGGAGGGAAGAGAAAUUAUGACACAUAAAAAAUAAGAUAUAGAGUUUUUUUUUUAAGUAUGAUUUCUUUUAAAGCAAGAAACCAACAACAAUGAGAAACUUCAAACAGGGUUAGACCUCCGUUAUGUACCGAUGCAAAAAUAACACUCUGGAGCAUUGCUUUAUCCCCACACGUUUUCACCCACCUCACCCCAACCCUCCUCCCCCACCCUAUGAGCAGCGUAUUGCCAGAGAGACAGCUCUCAGUGGUGAUAUGGAGGCCCCCUCUUCUCUUCUCCUCUGUCCUCCUCUCCCUGCUGAUUGUGACAGAUGGUCUAUCCACCCUACAGUCCUUUAGUGCUGGUAGUUUGAUGUUCACACCAGUUAAAUAUACAUACAGGUGUGUGUGAGGGAGAGUGUAGAGACACACACACACCAGAUCAUGUAUAUAUAUUUUGGAACAGUCACCAGGAUGUGUAUACUUCUCCUCCGAUCCUGUCAGUCGCUUUUUAUUUUCUUCUGUUAACUGAGAGAGAAGGAAAGACAGUUGUAGUUUUCUCAAAGAUUACCCCACAUCUGCUCACACAUCAGAAACCAAGCGUACAAGCCAGUCAGUGAUCCAUAGGUGAGACUGAGACUGAGACUGGAUGGCAGGACUCUGCAGCCCAUGCCAGACAAGACUCUCUCUCCUCCUUAUGCCAAACACAGAAUGAAGAAAUCCCCACCAAACAGAUUUCAGGAAGAGGACCCUUUGUUGCAUUAGUCCUUCUUCAUGCAUGAUAGAGUGAUGGGCCCAGGCCACCAUGAGAGAGAGAGAGGGAGGGAGGGAGCAUCCACACAGCGAUAUCUGAAUAAAAUGGUUGAGGAUUAUGGAAUAYGAAAAAUGUUACAUCCAAAAAGUGGUAUCUUUUUCACAUCUUUUUUUAUUUGAUGGUUUCUUUGUUUAUUUUUUAGGGUCAAUAUUUCCAUGGUGAUAUAAUUCUGUUUCAAAGUGUAUUUUGUCGUUUUUUUUGUUUUUAUUGACUCUGCUGGUUCACACCAUUCUAUACUAGUAUUGUCAGCAAAGAAAGCGUUGUUCCAAAAAUACCCAACCCACCCUCCGCUGAAUACCUUGCUGUGUGUCUGGGUGUGCCUGUUUAGAUGGCAGGAGAUUGAGAAUAGCACUUAGGAUCUGGGGCCUCAGCUCCUGAGAACACUCACUCAUUAUCCCCACAGUUUAUCAGGCAUUUGUAUUAUUCCUUUUCAACUCAUUCCUUUUGAUUUUAUCUUCUCGUAGUUAGUUGAGAAACAUCAGCUGUGAUACAAAGCAAUGCUUUAAAAAAUAUAUUAUUACGGUCAGAGAAUACCUCAUCCCACAAAGGUUCCAUCUGGAACUGUGUCCAAAAUGUUAAAGAAAUAAGGGGAAUUCUUUCUGCGGGACACCAAAAUGUGGCAACUCAGUUUCAGUUCAAAGUUCUAUUGUUACUAUAGUUACUGUAUAGAAGCUAUCUGCAAUUCACUGUGUGAGUUGGACUAAAAGAAUAGCACGUGAGAUUACAAAUCUUUUGUUUUCAGUGAGCAUAAAAGCAUUACCUUCUCUGCAGUGCCAUACCAAAUUUAAACACAUUAUUUUAAUGUAUUUUCUGCUUUUUUCCCGUUUUAUUUUUGUUACAGGUAACCAAAGAAAUGUGUAGAAAACCAAAAACCCUGUAGUUUAUUUCCCCUUUUGAGUUUUUCCUCUAAAGAACUGGCCAGAAGACAACCAACACCUGAAAUCUAAGUUAUCAUUGUAUUAUCGUAACUCCUGCGUUGAACUUGUUCAUGACAGUACUGACCAUUCCAAAAACCAAAGUAUAAAAUGCAAAAUAGAAUUUGGUGAUGUUAAAAGCUUUUUACAUACGUGUUAACUGGUGCGAAUGACGACUCACGUUAGGUGUGCUGUGGUAGAAGGCCAAAAACAGUAUUAACAAACAGCCUCUUGCAGUUCCUUUGAUAAAGAAAGAAAGCGCUUAGGAUUUAAAUGUGUAUCUCUCCAUGCUCAGGCUACCUGUGUUUCAAACACAACCCUAAGAGAGGCUCCGCUGUGGGCAGGCCUAAGAUGGGCUUUACAGUUAAAGAUGGCAAAUAAUUAUCUUACCCUCAUAAGGCACUUGAACACAACAUUUAUAUCCCUUUAUGUGACACUAGAAGCCAGCAAAAAAACAAACUGUGGGCUGUUGUCAGUUGUCCAUUAACCGGGAUACCGGGCCAAAAAAAGACAUUGUUAUUGCACUGCAAUAAUGCAUGUUUGGAUUCAUUUCCUCAACCAAAACAAUGCUUUCAUUGUGAAACUCAACACUAUAAAUUCAAACAUCCCUUCUUGCUAUGCAGCAGAAUGUUAUCUUCUUGACCCGGGUACCAGUUAGACUGAAUAACGAACGGUUUAGCCGUGAACGGUUUAGCCGUAAACGGUUUACUUACUGUACCUUCUGUACUGCUCACCUACAGUAUACUCUAGCAGACACAACAGUUUAACAAAUACCAAAAAGGACAAGUGUUAUAAUACAUAGGAACAAUGAUAAUUGUUGACUCCUAUAUUGUCUUCAUGCUCUCACAUUGCUAUAGAAACCCCUUCAUAUCCCCAGUCUCAGAUGUGCUGUGAGGAGUUGUGAUAAAGACCGUUUGAAGCUGGCUGUCAUCCCAAACAUCACACCAAUGGACAGGGGGGGCUGUUCAGAACAGACAUACCAUUAUGACCACUUGUGACACAGCAAAGAGGGAACAACUGACAAACGACAAAAUCAUACCAAUGUAGAAGGAACACGCCAAGGGACAUGUCAACUUAUGUAUUUUUUUCUAAAACAACAUUCGGGGAAGUUUUGUCAAAUCAACUCUUCACUUCAGACCAUUUGCUUUCUUUUUUAAAUAGAGGAGUCUUUGUAUUAACUUCCUGUGUAAAACAGCACUGUCUCCUGUCUAAGUAGGGUUCUGAUGCUUCACGUCAUCAGAUUGAUUUAUAACAAACAAAGUGGGAGAGGGACACCUUGAAACGAGAGUAAAAACCAAAAAUAACACUACCUCCUUUUCAAAAUGGUUCACACAAUAAAAGCAAAUGGGAGACUGGAGACCCUAAAUAUUUCAGUUUUUUUCCCCAUUCUUCCUUAAUAAUAAUAGUGAAAUAUACCAAAACACAGCUUACUGUUACUACACAUUUUGUGGGGCUGAAAAAGCUUGUCUGGCUAUCUGGACUCCAAAUUCACGAGCGUGAGCGCAAAAACAAAGAGACUUUACAACAACGUUGCAUCCCGUUAAAGAUGACUACCUCUCCUAAAACCACAGAGAACCGGUGCGUUCUCCUAAGAGUGAAGAGUGAAGUGGUUUAAAAGGUCUACUCUCAGCUGGGUAUUAUUGGCUGUCUCUGUGCUUUCAUUAGCAUAUGGCUCCGUGAACAGCCUCUUAAUUGGGUGCUCUAAUUGUAUGCACGCAUAUUGAUGAGCAGGCUUUGCCAGCAGCCAAUGAUAGUCCGGUCGUUAGCGGCGAUUCAAUGGGGCAGGAAGCUGAUUGUCAGGAGGGAGGAGGGGCAGAAUAUAUCAGUGCCCGCCACACGCCAGUGGGCCACACACACACUAGUGCCCGCCACACGCCAGCGGCCCGCACUUCACAUUAAUGCAGAAAACGGCUGUAAGAUGGCAGCGAUAAAAGACACACUCUCUUACAGUCUGUAGUCAGUGUUCAGUCCAAAGGGCCCUGAGUACCAGUCAGAGCUGGGAAUAUAAUCCCUGUGACAUGGAGCUUUCCCCUCAUGGUGAAUAGUGGCUGCUGUCACUAGGAGCYGGGCCCCUGGUGGCCCCUGUGGUUCAGACAGCUGAGGAGAGGCUCUGAGUAACUGAAGAUACUAUCCAAAGACAAACACAGAGCUUACUGUACACUGUACAUCCUCAAUCGCCACUCGCUGGGAGACGGGCAAUAAUAACACACGCUUACAAAGGAAUUUAUCAUUACUACUAUUAUUAUUGUUAUGAUCCAAACUCUCAUGAAUGAGGAACUGCUGCAUUCAGUAAAUAUAAAUGAAUUAUCGUGCUUUAAGGUACACCUGUAAACCACGCUGUUUUAUAAAGAUGUAGAUUGACAUUCGUUGAUGGUGUUGACAGAUCGUCAUAGACGGUUCUGUUCCUUCUCCGGCUUUGCUGUUAUGAUGUAUUAUUGUAUAUUAACGCUUGGCUUAGCUCUCGAGGGCAUUCUUUCCCAUUAUGUCUUUUUGAUUUUCUGUUGUGUUCAUUUUCUGCACCUGUUUAGCUAUUGUAAAGCUUCCAGCUCUGAUUCCUAUACUGUAUUGCUAAUGCUGAAGUGUAUGUAUUUGAUCAUAUUAAGUGCUGCAGGUAUCUGGGUUUAAUCGUUUUUGUUUUGUCCUUUUUUUCAGUUUUCUUCAUAAAAACGUCUGGGACGAUGAUUUUUUAAGUGUAUUAUCUCUAAAAAAUUAAAUAAUUAAAGUUAGAUAAGUGGUUUAGGUAACACCUGUUUGUAUAUUUAUCUUAGCUAGGUCUAUUUUGAUACUUUUGUCUCUGUACUGCAUUUAUGCAUUUUUAAGGAAAGAAAAAGAAAAACUUACUGAAAACGAUGUAAAAAGUUGACUUCAUUAUGUAUUGAUGAUACCUCAGAAGGACUUUUCUCUAAGACAGGACCAAAACCUCAGAAAAAAAGAGAGAAAAAUAAUUGAAGAAAUUAUGUUGCUUUUGAAGAUGUAGCAAUGUUGAGGUUUGGUCCUUAAGGUGCCAAUAUGUGUCCUCUGAUCCCUGACCCCAGUCAUUCCUGGUGACCUUUAAGCCUCACAGCUGUCAAUCACUCCACAGGGCAACUGGGCGUGGCCCUGAGUCACACACCUGGUGACGUUUGUCCAAUCAGAAUCUUUGUUUUCUUGUAUUCCCAAACACACCGACACACACACAAACACACACACACAUUCUAAUGGCUUUCAGAAAUGCAGUUCAUCUUCAGUCAUGCACUGAAGGUUUUGUGAGUGGCCGUGGCACAUCAGCUAACAGACUACCACAACCGUAACCAAACCAAGCCUAGGCAUUGCUCUAGAGCAACACCAAGGUGAAUGUCCUGUAUUAGCAACGUAAUAUACCACACGCUACUUCCCAUACCUCGAACCAUUCUACGCUAUCCCCAUCACUAUCAUCUCUCAGACGAGCACUCUUCCUAUUGGAUCAUUAGUGACUCCGGGGUCCUACUUGGGCCCGCCCCCGCUCUAUGAUUGGACAGCUCUGAGGUGUCAUGUCGAGGAGAAGAGGUCUUAAAGGGGUGUUGCCCGAWGGUAUUAUUAACUUCUCGGCCCAGAAAAACGACCACUUCAGCUCUCCUCUGGUUGUAUCUUAGGAAUGUGUGUACAUUUUCAGCAGUGACUCUCUGUAACGUUACUUAGUUUCAGUUUACCUGUUUACCUCUCUUUUAUCUUUUUAUUUCAUUCUGUUUGUUUACUUUGUAAGUGUGACCCAGGCGAAGGGGUACAGUAGGAGCAGGCGGUGGUUUUUCAGACGGUCUAAAAGAGGUUUAAAAAAAGGCAACUGCCACCGAGACCUUUGCCCUUUCCCCCUUCCCUGGGUGGCCAUGUAAUGCCAGUCACUGCCCCUUUCCUCAUGCUGUAUAAAACACACAUAUAUCUGUGUAUUUGUAACCUGAAUCUUCUUGUGUCUGUCCAUGCAGACAAUAAAACAGCUGUACAGUAGAUCUAGUUGCAUGUAAUCUGUACUAAUUAUUGACAAUGGCAUUAUAAAAUGCAAUAAAAUACUUAUUACACUGUC
Molecule: messenger RNA, 6004 nt
Organism: Salvelinus sp. IW2-2015
Lineage: Eukaryota; Metazoa; Chordata; Actinopteri; Salmoniformes; Salmonidae
Source: RefSeq, a predicted model, not a curated record